Molecule: messenger RNA, 9835 nt
Organism: Musca domestica (house fly)
Lineage: Eukaryota; Metazoa; Arthropoda; Insecta; Diptera; Muscidae
Exons: 6
Coding region: 407-5227 (1606 amino acids)
Biological process (GO): protein deubiquitination
Cellular component (GO): nucleus; cytosol
Molecular function (GO): cysteine-type endopeptidase activity; cysteine-type deubiquitinase activity
Source: RefSeq, a predicted model, not a curated record
CAUACAUCUCGCCUCGGUUAUCUUUCGUUGUACACGAAAAAGAUGGAAUAUCAGCCGUUUUUGUCCGGCCCGUGCAAUUUUUCACAAAAUUUUAUCAAUUAAUUAACUUUUUUGCAUAAUAUUCUAAGCGAAAAGUGAAGAAAAACAACUAAAAUCUAUGCAUAAAUAAAAGUUUAAAGGAAAUCAACAAAAUUACCAAGCAAAAAAGCUAGAAAAAGUCGGUGUAAAAGUUUUUUUUUUUUGCGAAAUAGAAGACAAAUGGUAGAAAAGAAGGCGAAAGAAAGCGAGACUACGACGACGACGAUCAGCAGCAUAUAGAGUGGGGACGAUUGGAGGCAGAAUUGUGGAUUUUUUGGAUUUCUAAGCCACAAAUGCAUGGCGUUCAAGCUGAAUAUGUUUGCAAAAAAUGCCCAGAAAUGCUGCAAAGAAAGCGAAUAAAAAUACAAAAAGUCUUCCGAUAUCAGUGAAGUUUCUAACAACAAAAGUUAAUAACAAAAAAAAGAAAAGAAAUCUUAACAACAAGAGCAAACACAACAACAGCAACAACAACAAAAAGACGAAAAAGAAGAAGAACCUAAACAAUAGCGAUACAAAUAAACAUAAUCAAAAGCUAAAGGAAUCACAGCAACAACAACGCGGCCAAAAACGUAAGAAAGCGCUAAAACAACCUGCAAAUGCUAGAAUAGUAACCGAAGCUCCUACCACUAGCUUUGCUGCUGAUAACAACGAUGCUGAUGACGACGAUUGUGAUGCUAAUUCCACAACAGCAGUAACACAUUUAACAAGGCCCACUGCAGCAACAACAACAGCAGCCACAGAAAGGUGUAAAUUCACAAUUAAUUCACAAGACUUAAAAGUUUUAUCGUCGUCAACGACGUGGUUUUCGUCUGGUCUCAACCAAACAACGCUGUCAUCAAAUCGCUCAAGCGUUAACACUGUGGAUGCUGAUCAAACUUGUGGUGUUGGUGGUGGUGGUGUGAAACACAGUCCAGCAACUGCUACCAGUCAACGAGGAGUAGAGAAGCAAAAACCCCAGCAACAACAAAAUACGAUAUUAAAAUAUUUGAAAAAUCAAAGAAAUUCCAAAAAUAAUUUAGGAGACAACAACGCUGACGACGUUGUUGGUCUUGGAUCUGCUGAAGAAACUUCCAACAUAGACAUUCAUAAUAAUAAGGAGAAGGAUAAACUGCAAGUGGCAACAACAACUUUAUUGUCAAUUACAACAGCAACAGAAGCAGCAACAUCAUCUCCAGCAUUGCCGCUGGCAACGACAACAACAGCAACAAACCAACGCCAAUGUCGUUUAUCUACACUGUAUCCCAUUGUUAUUGAAACUCAUAUAUCAGAAAGUCAAAGUUUGGCCGGAGAGGUCAAAACAACAAACCCUACCACAGCAGCAGCAACAACAACAAAACAUUCCAUUUCAAAUGCAAAUACAACUGGAAAUUGUUCAACAAAUUCUGCAAUUGUUUUGAGAACAAGUGAUACAACAACUGCACUUGACACCACAUUAUCGAAACAAACAGCAGGCGCCGACGACGCUACCAAACAAAUAUUGCAAAAUAAAUCGCCUUCGCCGCAGCAGCAGCAGCCAGCGAAACGUCGCAAACGGCGUUACUUCCAUCAGCCACACGAGGUUAAAGCCCGUUUAGAUAGUUUAAGGACAAGAAAAGCUCCCGGCGACACAGAACCGCAGCAGCAGCAGAAAACACAGCAGGAGCAACAACAACAACAACAGACACACAAAGUUGACAAAAGUUUAGAGAUUUCACAAAAAUCCACUGCUCUUGUACAGGACAUCGCUAAACAGCAACAGCAACAACCAGAAGCUGGCAAUAAACAUAAAUUCUUACAAGCGCCGGAUACGGAAGAGACAUUAAGGAAACGAGUAUUUCCAAUACUUGAUGUCGCAACAUUGAAUCGCAUUGAGACCUUGAGCGAUAACGAAGUUAAGAAACCUGCCAGCAAGCGAAAACGUAGCCAAACAGCUGCCCUAUUAGGAUUUAAUAUACCAACAACUUUACGUUCGCGACGUGUUACAGCAACAGCCCAGGCAGCGGUUAUUGUUGCGGCAGCAGCAGCUGCUGCAGCGGCCAGUGCAGCAACAAGUGGCUGUGGCAUUGGUGUUGGUGUGAGAACAACACCCUCUAUUGCUGGUGGUGGCGGUGGAGGAGGUCUAGUGGUACAAAAGCGUCAACAACAACAACAAUUGGCAGGCGGUGGUGAUUUUCUUAAACCCCUACCCAUUGAAGCAGGAAUUACGAAUUCCAAAAAACGGCCACGCAUUAUGUCUCUCUAUGAGCGUCCCUAUCAAACGGCCAAUGAUGGCCGGGGUGGAAGUUCGAGCCUGGUCAGCAAUGGUUACAUGUCAACAAGUCGUUCCAGUUCAUCGGGUGGCGCUGGCAUGCCAAUGAUUAUGAGUGACUCGAAUGAUAGUCAGGACAUGACCAAUGCAUAUUAUCUAACAGGAAACAGUGGUUCCGGCAUUGCAGGCAGUUCCAGUGCAUCAUCAGCAGCGGCAGCAGCAUUACUCGGCAAUGGUGGUGGCGUUGGCAUUGCCCUAAAUCAUGCCCCCACCAUGGGUACCCUGUGCAACAUUGGCAACACCUGCUAUCUUAAUUCGGUGGUGUAUACCCUGCGUUUUGCUCCACAAUUUCUGCACAAUCUCCAUCACCUGUUAACGGAUUUGAAUGCCCUGCAACAGAACAUUGCCCGGGCGCGUUCAAAAUCGUCUUCCUUGGGUCGCGGCAUAAGUGCUGUGCACAUUGAAAAUGCUCGCAGUUGGAGUAGCAAAGAUUUAGCCUCCAUGGAACAAUAUGCUGGCAGCAAUGCAGCAGCGAAUUCCAUUGUAAAUGCAUCGACACCAUCAUCCGGACCGUCAUCAUCCUCAGCUCUGACACAAGUCACCCAGAAGAGCAGUCAUCAGAUAUUGACGGAAAAACUGCAUGAGCUCUAUCAGAGUUUGUAUCGCAAUGAAAUGAGCGAGUCCAUGGAACCCUAUCAUGCCGAUACUCUGCUGCAUGCCAUCCAGGAUGUGAGCAGCAUUUUUGAGGGCAAUCAACAACAGGAUGCCCAUGAGUUUUUAAUGUGUCUGCUGAACAGUAUUAGGGAAACUAAUCAGACUCUAAUCAAGGCCAUAGCGGAAUGUCCAGAUGUGAUAUUAAAUGGAUAUAUUUCCAAUCCCGAGGAUACCGAACGUGAUAUUAAACAAUCCAAUAACAGCACCAGCAGCAGUGGCGGCAUCAUCAGCAACAGCAAUCACAUUUCUGUCACCUCAGCCCUCAGCUCGCUAACAUCCAACUCCAAGUCAUCGUCGUUUUUCUCGCGCAAAUCCAAGCGAAAAGAUGAAACAAAAAAUUCCAAAAAUUCCCGCCUUCAAUCUCCGCUUAAAGAUAACCAAAUAGCUGGCAAUAUAACGCCUCAAUCGAAUAGUCUAUUCUAUUUGAAUACGAAUGAUCUCAAUUCAACGGCGGCAGCGGGUGUAACAUCUACAUCGCCACCAUCCGUCGGAAGAGGAGGUGGGGGCGGUUCGGUGGUGACCGGAGGUGGAUCAUCCUCAUUGGCAUCUCCAUCGAAUUCAACUGCGACGACGGCCGGCAAUGGUGGUGAUGAAUUAGAUGCUGCCGGCGCAUCCUCCUCCUCCAAUUCGACGGCUGUGUCUUUACUGCUCAAGGAUAAACAACGUUUGGAGAGUAAAAUACGUGAAUUGGGUUUGGAUUUCUUCAAUGAUGACUUCGAGGGCAUUACCGUGUCGACAACCAAAUGUCUUAGCUGUGAAACAAUAACGGAACAAAAAGAAACAAUGAUCGAUAUUGCUGUACCUGUACCGCAAGCGGGUUACGAGAGCAACGAAUACAAUACAGAUAGGCCGAGUUCGUUUAUACAGAACUCUUGCAUAACAAGUGAACGUUUUCGCAACGAAAACAAAUAUCGCUGUGAACAAUGCUGUGGUUAUACCGAAGCUAUACGAUCCAUAUCCUAUGAGGUCUUGCCACGUUUGUUAAUCAUCCAACUGAGUCGUUUCUCCGGUGGCAUGGAGAAAAUCAACAGCUACAUUCCCACAUCAUUUACGUUGCAAUGUUUUUGUUCGAAAUGCUGUGAACUGAGCGAUGCCAACAAGUUGCACAUCUACAAGCUGUACAGUGUUAUUACGCAUGUGGGCGCCACCAUGUCUGUGGGCCAUUACAUUGCCUAUACCUGUUCUUUGGACUGGGCCAAUGAAUACAUUAACUGUCCCAAAGAGCAGCGGCGAAGAGCUAGUCAAGAGAGAGCUGCUGCAGCAGCGGCGGCGGCUGCUGCCAUGAAUGGUAGCGGUGGUACGACAUUAACCACAAAUCCCAUGCAGCAGGCGGGUCAAACAUCGUCCACAACGAAUGCGAAUAAUGUGGGCUCCUCCAAUAAUUCAUCGUCGUCCUCGGGUACAACAAGUUUUAUGAAAAUCAUGAAAUUUGGACGCAGCAAAGCUUCGAGCAGCGGGGAUAUGAGUAAACAUGUUAAGCAUCUGAAUGGCCUGACAUCUAGUGGUGGCAGUGGCAGCGGCAGCGGUGGUGGCAGUAAGGCCAUUACAAAUGGUAUUGGUAAGUUAAGUAUGAAUAAUACAAAUUCCGCCGGCGGAACAUCAUCAGCAUCGUCGUCAUCAGCCCCAGCGUCUUGCGCAUCGUCAACGACAUGUCCCAGCAUAAAUUGUUGUGCCAUGCGUUUGACGGCCCAACAACAAAUGCACUAUGUCCAUGCGAAUCAACAGAAUAACAUCAAUGAUUUCAACGAGGACUCCAGUGGCUAUACGAAUGGUGUGGCGUCGUCGGGUUAUUCUUCGUCGAACUACAACAACAAUAUGCAGCAACAGCCUCCCUACAACAGUGGCAGUAGUAAUAAUUCAUCGGGCUAUGGUAGUACUGGUCGGGCCGGCACCAAGGCUUCAUAUGCCUCCUCCCAACAACAGCUACACAACGGCUCCGAACCGAUUUGGUAUAUGUGUGAUGAUGACAAAAUCAAGGCAAUGACCCAGCGCGAAUUCGAAGAGCUCUUAUCGCCGGCCAGAAAAAUAACAAUUACACCAUAUUUGUUAUUCUAUGCCCGUUACAAUCUGCAAUCCUCCUCACCACCCAAAUCGGCGGGAUCGUCAUCAUCGCCCGGCCCCGUAACAUCAUCGCCGCAGGCUUCAUGGUCCAAUGAGAGUUUGCAAAGUUCGGGUCACAGUGCCCACAGUAGUGGUAUGCGUAUGUGAGGUAUAAUGAUGACAGCAACGGGAAAACUUAAAUAUAAGAGCAAUACCUUGAUGAGUAGUAAUAAUAAUAACAAUUAUAAUAAUAAUAACAACAACAACAGCAACAACAACAAUAGUAACCAUGCAAGUAAAAGCCUGAUAAAAUGCAAUUGUAAAGAGCAGGUAAUUUAAGUUUAUUAGUGAUGCAAGUAGAAGCAAAAACACACACAGAACAAACGUUUCAAAAGAACAAAAAAGGCAACAACAUGUGAAUGUAAAAAAAUAAGAAAAAUGUUGACCCCAUAAAGUAUGCAACAAAUUUUGUUUUGCCCCCAUAAUUCGCUGCAACAAAAAGAAACACAUACCCAAAUACUCUUUUAUGUCAGUCUUGGCGCAGAAGGUUGUAUUCCAGCACGUUUUGGUGGAUGGAUCAAAAAAUCAGGCCUCAAUGUGGUCGUAUGAGUUCCGCAAAGACUUCCAUUAAGAAUGAAAGGCCUUCCCUCAAUAAAUUGCUAGAAAAAACUUUAAACGUAGCAUAGUUGGCGAUACAGUUCUUUAAAGCUUUCUAAGCAUUUCAAGGAUUUUCUCUUGCCAGUAGAAGUCUAUCAAGGACUUUCUCUUUCCGAUAGAAAAUCUUCAAAGGCAUUUUUUUGUCGGUAGGAGACGUUCAAGUGCUGCCUUCUGUUCUCAAGGACUAUCUGAUGUUCUUUCCUUCCCCCCAUUAAGAACGAAACCCCUGAAAGAACUUAUAUUAAAGAAUAAUUAUUUUUAAAUGUCUUCUACUGGCUAUGGAAACCUUUCAAAGGCUUUCCCUCAAUAAAUUGCUAGAAAAAAACUUUAAACGUAGCAUAGUUGGCAAUAUAGUUCUUUAAAGCUUUCUAAGCAUUUCAAGGAUUUUCUCUUGCCAGUAGAAGCCUAUCAAGGACUUUCUCCUCCUCAUAGAAAAACUUCAAAGGCAUUUUUUUGUCGGUAGAAGAUAUUCAAGGGCUGCCUUCUGCCUUCAAGGUUUAUCUUAUGUUCUUUCCUUCCUCCAAUAAGGAAUGAAACCCCUAAAAGAAUUUCUAUUAAAAAACAAGUAAGCAAGGGCUAUGGUCGUGCGGGGCCGGCCAUGUGAUACCCUACAACACUACUAUAUGUUAGAAGCCCCCUAAUGACCAAAUCCAUUUUGGAAGAUUUCGCUUUUAAAAUUAUGUCACGGAGCACUGCCCAGAUAUUACCCUUAGCAUUUUGACCAGGGACAUUUGCCCAAUAUUUACGCACCCCAUCGUGCUGUUAGCUGUUGUGGUCCAUUUUACAGCUAAAUAUAAUCCAAUUGUCAUCCAAAAUGCUGGACUCUUCCCUUCCCUUCCUUAACUCACUUCUCAGGGGUGUCGAUUGGCUUAAAUUGUGUGAUCAAGAAUUUUUUUCUGUUUUUGGGUCAUUUGAACCCCUAAAUAUUAUCAUCGAUCAUCUCCAAAAGCAAUAGGGUUCUAUUCUGGCCCUAGCCCCAUCUCCAUUUAAAAUUUCGUGAAGAUUGGGCCAUAAUUGUGAUCUGUAGAGUGAUUACAAAUUAACAUGGACAGACGGACGGACGGACGGACGGACAUACAUAGCUAGAUCGACUCAGCUCGGCGAGAUAGGAAGAUCUAUAUAUAGUUUCCUAUGUGGGAAACCAAUAUUUCGAGGUGUUACAUAAUUUUUGGCCCAAUCAAACUUAUAAUACCCCCUACACAUAGUGUUGUAGGGUAUAAAAAUAAUUUUUAAAUGUCUUCUAGUGGGCAAUACUUUCCUUAAAAAAUUACUUGGAAGCCCUUAAGGUCUUCCUUUUAAAAAGGAGGAUCCUCGAGACUUUCUAUUAAAAAGAGGUCCAGAAGUUAAGAGUUUUGAUUGAUUAACAGAAACCUUUAAAGGUUGCAUGUUGACGAUAUAAUUCUUUAAAGGUUUCUAAGCAUUUCCCCUGGCCAAUAGAAGCCUUUCAGGAACUUUCGAAGGCAUUCUUUUGUUGGUUGGAGACCUUAAAGGGCUGCCUUCAAGGGUCAUCUGAUGUUCUUCUCGUUGCCAAUAAACGUCAUUCAAUAGCCAUCUAUUUCCAAUAGAGGCCCUUAAAUACCCUUUACCCAUGGAUACCCUUUAAGGUUCAUUUAUUGACAGUAAUCUUCCCUCUGAGAUAUGUUCCAUAGACAACUUUAAGGGUCAUCUAUAUCCCACAGAUUUACUUCAGAGUCCAUCUAUUGGCAAUUGGGUGCCCACUUCCACCAGAAAGUCGGGUCGUAAGAGUUCUUCAACCAUUCCCAUAAAGAAUAAAACCCCUGAAAGAACUUCUAUUAUAAAAAUAAUUUUUAAAUAUAUUCUAUUCGGCAUGGAAAUCUUUCAAAGGCUUUACACCAAUAGAUUACCAGGAAACCCUUUAGGUCUUCUUUUUAAAAGGGAGGUUCCUCGGGAUUUUAUUAACCUUUAAAGGUUGCAUAGUUGGCGAUAUAAUUCAUUAAAGGCUUCUAAGUAUUUCCAGGACUGGCUUUCGAGGGCUUCCUCUUUCCUAUAGAAAAAUUUCAAAGGCAUUCUUUUCUCGGUAGGAGACCUUCAAGGGUCAUCUCCUUCCUAUUACCAAUAGACGUCAUUCAAGGGACAUCUAUUGUCGAUAAAAGCUCUUCAAAAAGCAGAUCCUGUUGUCCAUGGAUACCCUUUUAGAGUCAUAUAUUUCCAUAGACAGUCUUUAAGGGUUAUCUAUUGUCUGUAGACCGCCAUUUAGAAUCAUCUAUUUUCCAUAGAUAUCCUUCAAAGGUCACCUACUGCCAAUAGAACCCCUUCAAGAGUCAUCAGAUGUUCUUCAAUUGUCACCUACUGUCAAAAGAAGAUCUUUCAGUGUAAUCUUUUGUACUUAGAUACCUUUCAAAGACCACAUAUAUUGUCAAUAGAUUUCCUUUAAGCACCACCUUUUGCAAAAAUACGACCUUCAUGUUUCAUCUUUUGCCCAUAGAAGUCCUUCAAGGGCCCCCUGUUUUCAAUGGACUCCUUUAAGCGCCAUCUAUUGUUAUUAUACCGCCUUCUAGAGUCAUCUAUAUCCCAUAGAUGCCAUUCAAUAGUCAUCUAUUUGGAUUCCCUUUAAGCGCAUCCUAAUGCCAACAGAUGCCCUUCAAGAGCCGUCUACUGUCAAUAGACGCCCUUUAAGUGUAAUCGUUUGCCGAAUCGAUGACAUUCAAUGGCCAUAUAUUGCCUAUAGAAGUCCUUAAAAUUCCACCUAUUGCCAAUAGACACCCUCUAGGGGAAUCCUAUUGCCAGUAGACCCCCUUCUAGAGUUAUCUAUUGUCAAUAGACUCACUUUAAGUUCCACCUAUUGCCAACAUAUGUCCUUCAUGUUCAAUCUGUUGAAAAUAUACGCCAUCUACUGCUAAUAGACGACCAUUAAGUGUAAUCUAUUGUCCACAGAAACCCUUCAAAGACCGUUUAAUGUCAUUAAACGUCCUUCAACGGGCGUCUAUUGCCAAUAGAUGCUCUUGAAAGGUUAUCCACUCCCAAUAAACGCUCUAUAAGUGUGUUCAAUUGUCCAUAGAAAUCCCUCAAAUGCCAGCUAUUGCCAAUAGACGCCCUUCAGGGAUCAAUAGUUAUCAGUAGGAACCACCUAGAGGCCUUCUUUUAUCGUUAAAUUCUACUAAGACUUGCUUUACAUUUCCGAUAGCAAAGCUCUUUUAAAGCACUUCUUUCCAUAAUUGUAAUCUAUUGUCCAUAGAAAUCCCUCAAAGGGCAUAUAUUGUCAAUAGACACCCUUCAAGGAUCAAAUAUUAUCAAUAGAAACCACCUAGAGGCCUUCUUUUUUGUUGAAUUUUACUAAGAUUUGCUUUAUAUUUCCAAUAGCAUUUCUUUUAAAGCAUUUCUUUUCCGAAUGAAGUCAAAAUGCGGGGUGGGCCUGCGCAAGGCCAUCGAAUCAUAUUUUCUUGCCGUUUUUAAGUAAAAAACUUUUGCAGACAUUUUUUAAAGAAUGCCCCUUAAAGUAUGCAACAAUUCCUGACCAAAUGGGUUAUGUGUUUUUUUCUAGACAAUGAUUAAAUAUUUAAUAUAUUUUUACAAUAUUUUUCAUUCAAACCAAUAUUCAAUAUUACGGGGAAAAGCAAAACAACCACAUGUCAUUCCUUCAGAACCUCCCUUCCCCUCUUAAAACCACUACAUUAACCAUAAAACACGUAUUAUAUUGUUUGUGUAAAAGAAACAACAAAACAUAACAUGUAUGUACGUAUGAUGUUGAUAUGUUUUAUAUUUUUAAAAAGUGUUUUUUUUUUUUUUUUUCAAAAUAAAAGAAAAACCUAAAACAAUUGAUACGACUAUAUACAAUUUCUAUGACCCUAGCUAUACAUAAAAUAAUAAUAUAUAUAUUUAACAAAAAAUAUUAAUAUUUGGACUGAUUUGUGACAUACAUUGUUAUGGACUACAUUUAAACUUAACUAUUAAAAGGCAAAAAAAGCAAACAAAAUAAAAAAUUAAUAAUUCAAACAACACAUACACACACAAGAUUAAAGUAAAAAAAACCUAAAAGAUUCACAAAACAAACAAAAAAAAUCAAAUAUAAUGUAGAACAAAUCCACACACACAAUUGUUAUUGUUUAUUAUAGACAAAAAAACAAAAAAAAAAAACAACAUAAUUAUAUAAAAAUUGCU